AUGUGGAAGUUAUUGACUGUUUUAAAUAUAAUAUUGCUAAACUUUGUGAUCUCAGAAGAUGUGGGUGAAACCUGUACAUCAAAUCAGUCAAUGGAAGGUGUUUGCAUGCAAGUUUCUAAAUGUGAAGCAGCCAUUGUAGCAAUAACAAACAAGAGAUUUCAUGAAUUUAGUAGAUGUGGUUUCAGUGGGUUUGAAGAAGUGGUAUGUUGUCCUCGGACUACAACAAAAUUUGGAGGAGAUGAUGCAAGGAUAACAACAGAAAGAAUAGCUGAUAGAGAAUGCCAAAAAAUCAAAGAUUCCAGCAUACCACCAUUAGAUUUACAUAUUUUGGGUGGUGAAACUGCAUCAUUAGGGGAAUUUCCACAUAUGGUGGCCCUGGGAUACGACCGAGGGAAUGGCUAUGAGUUUGAUUGUGGAGGUUCAGUGCUGUCACAUACUUACGUCCUGAGUGCUGCACAUUGCGUGGAUACUUUAGAUAGGAUCCAACCGUCCAUAAUUCGCGGAGGUGUUGUAGAAAUCGGUGGUAAGGAGUUCGAUCCAGACACAGAUGCCAGAAUAGCCGAAAUAAUAUUAAAUCCAAGAUAUAGUAGAAAAGAAAAAUAUCACGAUUUAGCUUUAUUAAGAUUAGAAACACCUUUGCAGUUCUCCAGUAACUUAAAUGCAGUUUGCUUGGAGACAAGUCAGGAAGAUCCUAAAAUACCCCUCACCAUUACCGGAUGGGGAAAAACUAGUAAUACAAGAGACACGAGGAGUAACUUGCUAUUAAAAACGAAUGUAACUACUGUGGGUCGCAGUAAAUGUAACGAAUCUUACACCAAUUGGCGGAAACUGCCGUCGGGAAUAUCACCCGAACAAAUGUGUGCUGGGGAUCCCGAAGGCAUAAGAGACACGUGUCAGGGCGACUCGGGCGGGCCGCUACAGAGCUCGGGACCGGAUGGGAUGAGCCGGUUGGUGGGUGUGACGUCAUUCGGUCGCGGCUGCGGGUCCUCCGUGCCCGGCGUCUACACGCGUGUCAGCCGCUACCUCGACUGGAUAGAAAGCCUUGUCUGGCCUAACGCUCAAUAA
Molecule: messenger RNA, 1065 nt
Organism: Spodoptera littoralis (African cotton leafworm)
Lineage: Eukaryota; Metazoa; Arthropoda; Insecta; Lepidoptera; Noctuidae
Source: the annotation of a GenBank genome assembly